CGAGGCGGAAGCCUGCUCCGAGUGCGCCCCGGGGCCAGAGCGUCCCGGGUGCGGGUCCCCUCAGUGGACGCGUCUCAGCCCCGCUGCCGCUGCCGCCGCCGUCGCCGCCGCCACCGCGCCCCGCGCUGCGGGACGGGGAGAUCGGCAGAAACUGCACCUGUAUUGUGAGAUCUGUGUACUUGAAAAACGGCUUAGGAGAGCCAGGGCUGAGAAACUGGAGCAUGGCCGUGAGCAGCGGGAACUGCGACUUUGUGGUUCUGAGCAGUGGCGGCCCUGGCGCCCUCACGACCUGCAACGGGGACCUCGCUGCCUGCCAGCUGUCCCCCGCAGAAGCACCCGGAACAAAAGUGAGCGUAAACGGAUGCCCUCGGGUGAACGGUGCAGUGAAGUCAUCCCUUCUGGCCACCGACAGCCCGCAGCGAGUCCCCGCCAUGUGCCGCUGCCCCGUGUGCCCAUCCUGUCCCCCGGAGCCCCAGCCUGACCCUGGCCCGGCCCCCUGCUGCCCGCGGCCAUGCUCCGACUUCCCGGCACCCCUCUGUCCACACCGCGCACCCGCCUACCCACCCGCCUGCUGCCUGCAGCCCCCGGCCUGCUUCUGCCCACACCGCCCAUGGCCUGGCCGCCUCCCGCACCAGCCCGCGCCGCAGUGCACAGUCAGCGCCAGACCACGCAGACCUUUCAAGUUACCAAAAAGUUACGCAUCCCUCAUCGCUGACUGGCCCGUCGUGGUCCUGGGCGUGUGCACCGCGUUCAUCGUCGUCUGUGCCCUGGUUGGGGUGUUAGUGCCUGAGCUGCCUGACUUCUCCGAUCCACUGCUGGGUUUUGAACCACGAGGGACUACAAUAGGCCAGAGACUGGUCACGUGGAAUAACAUGGUGAAAAAUACAGGAUACAAAGCGACACUAGCAAAUUACCCUUUUAAGUAUGCAGAUGAACAAGCCAAAAGCCAUCGGGAUGACAGGUGGUCCGAUGAUCACUAUGAACGAGAGAAAAGAGAGGUUGACUGGAACUUCCAUAGGGACAGCUUCUUCUGCGACGUUCCGAGUGACCGAUAUUCCAGAGUAGUGUUUACGGCAGCUGGAGGGGGGACACUAUGGAAUUUACCUGCAAUUAAAUCCAUGUGCAGUGUAGACAACUCAAGGAUCAGAGCCCACCCGCAGUUCGGGGACCUGUGCCAGAGGACCACGGCUGCGUCCUGCUGCCCGAGCUGGACGAUAGGGAACUACAUCGCAAUCCUCAAUAACCGGUCAUCCUGCCAGAAGAUCGUCGAGCGAGACGUGGCUCACACCCUGAAGCUGCUGCGGGCCUGCGCCAGGCACUACCACAACGGCACGCUGGGGCCCGACUGCUGGGACGCGGCAGCCAGGAGGAAGGGUCAGCUCAAGUGCACAGGCGUGCCCCGCAAGUGCACCAAGUACAACGCCGUGUACCAGAUCCUGCACUACUUGGUGGACAAAGACUUCAUGGCCCCAAAGACCGCCGACCCCGCCGCACCCGCCUUGAAGUACAGCAUGCUCUUCUCCCCCACAGAGAAAGGGGAGAGCAUGAUGGACAUCUACCUGGACAACUUCGUGGACUGGAACGGCUCGGAUGGUGUCACCAGCAUCGCCGGGAUCGAGUUCGGCAUCAAGCACAGCCUGUUCCAGGACUAUCUCCUGACGGACACGGCGUACCCGGCCAUUGCCGUCCUCCUGGUCCUGCUGGUCAUGUGCGCCUACACCCGGUCCCUGUUCAUCACCCUGAUGACCAUGUUUGCCGUCAUCAGCUCCCUGAUUGUCUCCUAUUUCCUCUACCGCGUGGUGUUCAACUUUGAGUUCUUCCCGUUCAUGAACCUCACUGCGCUUGUCAUCUUGGUCGGGAUUGGUGCAGAUGAUGCGUUCGUCCUGUGUGACGUUUGGAGCUAUGCCAAGUUCGACAAGCCCCGCGCGGGGACGGCGGAGACAGUGGGUGUCACCCUGCAGCACGCAGCGCUGUCCAUGUUCGUCACCAGCUUCACCACAGCCGCUGCCUUUUAUGCCAACUACGUGAGCAACAUCACGGCCAUCCGGUGCUUCGGAGUGUACGCGGGCACGGCGGUCCUGGUGAACUACAUGCUGAUGGUCACGUGGCUUCCGGCCGUUGUCGUCCUGCACGAGCGGUACCUUCUCAACAUAUUCAGCUGCUUCAGGAAGCCGCAGCAGCAGGCCUACGUUAGCAAGAGCUGCUGGACGGCGGCUCGCCAGAAGUGCCACAGGCUGCUGUUUGCCGUCUCGGAAGCAUCGCGAAUUUUCUUUGAGAAGGUGUUGCCAUGCGUGGUCAUUAAGUUUCGCUACCUUUGGCUGUUCUGGUUCCUGGCCCUGACCGUGGGCGGGGCCUACAUUGUGUGCGUGAACCCCAAGAUGAAGCUCCCUUCCCUGGAGCUGAAUGAGUUCCAACUCUUCAGGGCCUCGCACCCCUUUGAGCGCUACGACGCCGAGUACAAAAAGCUCUUCAUGUUUGAGCGCGUGCACCGCGGGGAAGAGCUGCACAUGCCCAUCACGGUGGUCUGGGGCGUGUCCCCAGAGGACAACGGUGACCCCUUGAACCCCAAGAGCAAAGGGAAGCUGGCCCUGGACGGCAGCUUUAACAUUGCAAGCCCUGCGUCCCAGGUGUGGAUCUUGCACUUCUGUCAAAAACUGAGAAACCAGACUUUCUUUCACCAGACAGAUGAGCAGGACUUCACGAGCUGCUUCAUCGAGACAUUCAAGCAGUGGAUGGAGAACCAGGACUGUGACGAGCCAGCUCUGUACCUGUGCUGCAGGCGCUGGAGCUUCCCCUACAAGCAGGAGAUCUUCGAGCUGUGCAUCAAGAGAGCCAUCAUGGAACUGGAGAGGAGCACGGGGUACCACCUGGAUAGCAAGACCCCAGGGCCAAGGUUUGACAUCAACGACACCAUCAGGGCCGUCGUGCUCGAGUUCCAGAGCACCUACCUCUUCACGCUGGCUUAUGAGAAAAUGCACCAGUUUUACAAGGAGGUGGAUGCAUGGAUCUCCAGGGAGCUGAGUUCGGCUCCCGAGGGCCUCAGCAAUGGCUGGUUUGUCAGCAAUCUGGAGUUCUAUGACCUGCAAGACAGCCUCUCCGAUGGCACCCUCAUCGCGAUGGGGCUCUCCGUGGCUGUGGCGUUCAGCGUGAUGCUGCUCACCACCUGGAAUGUCUUCAUCAGCCUCUUUGCCAUCGUCUCCAUCACAGGAACCAUAUUUGUCACAGUGGGCUCACUUGUCCUGCUGGGCUGGGAGCUGAACGUUCUGGAGUCCGUGACCAUCUCCGUGGCUGUUGGCCUGUCUGUGGACUUCGCCGUCCACUAUGGGGUGGCUUACCGCCUGGCCCCAGAUGCCGACCGAGAGGGGAAGGUGAUCUUCUCCCUGAGUCGCAUGGGGUCCGCAAUGGCCAUGGCUGCCCUGACCACCUUCGUGGCCGGGGCCAUGAUGAUGCCGUCCACGGUUCUGGCAUACACCCAGCUGGGGACCUUCAUGAUGCUCAUCAUGUGCGUCAGCUGGGCUUUUGCCACCUUCUUCUUCCAGUGCCUGUGCCGCUGCCUUGGGCCACAGGGCACCUGUGGUCAGAUUCCUUUACCCAGAAGACUCCAGUGUGGUGCCUUCUCCCAUGCCAUGUCCACGAGCCCCGGUGACAAGGGACAAAGCAAAACACAUACCGUGAAUGCUUAUCAUCUCGAUCCCAGGGCCCCCAAAUCCGAAAUGGAGCAUGAGUUUUAUGAGUUGGAGCCUCUGGCGUCCCACAGCUGUAGCACCUCUGGGGAGACCCACAUCUGCUCUGAAUUUUUCAACAGCCACGUGAAGAACUCAGGGAUGCCGGUGCGUGCAGCGUACAGCAGAGGCACCGGGAACGACAGCAGCAGUGCCUUGUUUCCGCCCCCUCUCGAGCAGCACGCCCUGUGUCACUUCUCUCUGAAUCAGAGAUGUUCUUGCCCAAAUGCCUACAGACAUUUGACGCCUGGCCCGCACACCGGCCAGCAGGCAGGUGACAGCCUGUGUCCCUGGUGUGCCGCCCCCGCCAGCAGCUUCGUGCAUGUGCAGAAGGGCACACACCAGGUCCCCGAUGGCUUCAUGUGCGCCGUCCAGCACGUCCGCCACUGUCCCUGCCUGCAAGGUGGAGCGAAAGCACCGGGACCGCAGAAUCCUCUGCCCACGAGCUUUGUCCUCCACCCCGUGCAGCAUAUUCAGGCCCCAGAGAAGACCUGUGCACACAGUCUUCCGAGCGUGGAGCACAGUCCCCAGAUGGCGGGGCCGUCGCCCUGUGUCUGUAGAGGCCCUGGGUCUCCACAGAAAGUGCACUGUGAUCCUGAGAACAGCCAAAGGGGACUCGCUAGGAACAGAGACAUCGGGCACAGGGAGGGUGGCGGAGGGGCUGGGAACCAGGGCUCGGGCCCAGGGGGUCAGACGGACAAGACAGACAGGACCACAGAGCUGCACUUGUCACAGAACCCGGAACAGUCAGCUCAGAGUGAACCACGCUUGGUGUUUAACCACGUAACAGGGGACGCACAGCCUGGGUCCUGCCCAGAGGGCGACUCUGUGGACAGUGAGGCCAGUGUGCCCUCUGCAUUCACACACUCGGAACUUUCUGGUGAAAGUUUGUUAAUAAAAACCCUCUAAUAAAUAUAGUGUUAAAUUCAGAA
Messenger RNA from Hyaena hyaena (striped hyena), 4654 nucleotides. It is a transcript of the gene DISP1, whose product is annotated as dispatched RND transporter family member 1. Gene Ontology annotation, cellular component: membrane. The record is from RefSeq and is a predicted model, not a curated record. The transcript is spliced from 9 exons. Lineage: Eukaryota; Metazoa; Chordata; Mammalia; Carnivora; Hyaenidae. Bases 222 to 4631 code for a protein of 1469 amino acids.